Molecule: messenger RNA, 2888 nt
Organism: Oppiella nova
Lineage: Eukaryota; Metazoa; Arthropoda; Arachnida; Sarcoptiformes; Oppiidae
Source: the annotation of a GenBank genome assembly
GAUUGAGUGAGUGUUCAGUGAAAUGGCAUUCAAAGCACUAUUUGUUUAUCCAUUCAUUGAUUCCUAGAUUAACACCGAUUUUAAUGACAUUUUUAACGCAAACCUCUUUUAAGACAAUAUUUUAACAUAAGAUUCAAUCAACUGAUCCAUUGAUUGGACGAUGGAUUUUCUGAAGAGCGGCUGGAACUCCGUUUUGGGCACAAAUGCGGACACGAGUCAGCCAUCGGUCGCCGAAACCGUCGAGAAACUGGUCGAAAGGGUGGAGAGUUCGACGCUUCUGGAGGACCGACGGGACGCGUGUCGGGCACUGAAGUCGCUGUCGAAGACAUACCGUCUGGAAGUGGGCGCACAAGCCAUGGAUGCCUUGACUUAUGUCCUCCAAAACGACUCGUCAGACACAGAGAUCAUGAGUUACGCCAUCGAUACUCUUAAUUAUGUCAUCUCUGGACCCAUGGACGACAUGACAGAGACACCGGUGAACCCGAGCACUACCGGUGCCAGUGGUGGUGACCAGUCGUCCCCCGAUUUGGGCGUCCAGUUCACCGAAAUCUUCAUCAAACGCAAGGAGAAUGUGGCGCUUCUGUUGGAACUGUUGGCCGAAAACGACUUUAAGGUGCGCUACCCAUCAGUGAAGCUAUUGAUCGGUCUGUUGAGGAAUAAGUUGCGCGACUGUCAGGACUGUAUUCUCGCGUAUCCGAGAGGUGUGGCUCUUCUCAUGGAUCUGUUGGUCGACAGUCGCGAAGUGAUCCGAAACGACGCGUUACUACUAUUAGUCCAUUUGACGCGAAGUAAUGCCAACAUUCAGAAGAUCGUUGCCUUUGAGAACGCUUUUGACAAACUUCUGGAGAUUGUGGCCGACGAAGGAUAUAGUGAUGGAGGUGUUGUGGUCGAGGAUUGUCUCAUAGUAUUGCAGAAUCUAUUAAAACUCAAUUCUUCGAAUCAAAACUUCUUCAAAGAGGGCUCUUAUAUCCAACGACUGCUACCAUUCCUAGACAUCCCUAACGCCACUGUAUGGAGCGCUCAGAAAGCAACGAACCUCUUGUUUAUGCUGCAAGUGAUCCGAACUCUGGUGUCGCCCAAUAAUCCAUUACAAGUGACCACUUCUUGUCAGAAAGUUAUGCAACAAAGCGGUCUUCUGGAGAAGUUGUGUCUCAUUUUGAUGGCCAGUGGUAUUCCCGCAGACAUUCUCACUGAAACAAUUAACGCGGUGUCAGAAGUGAUUCGCGGCAAUCAUCACAAUCAGGAGUACUUCAGUACAGUUAACGCGCCGACCGUUCCGCCAAAGCCUGCAAUUGUGGUGUUAUUGAUGUCAAUGGUUAAUGAGAAGCAACCCUUCGAACUGAGAUGUGCUGUUCUCUAUUGUUUCCAAUGCUUUCUCUAUAAGAAUGAGCUUGGUCAGGCUCAGAUCGUACAAACACUACUGCCCUCGUCUACAGAAGUGGUUGCCGUUACCGCCGGGCAGUUACUUUGUGGCGGACUAUUCAGUGUCGACGGGUUGUCUAAUUGGUUCGUUUCGGUGGCUUUGGGUCACGCAUUGGUCGACAAUACAACUCAAAAGGAACAGCUGUUGAGAGUGCAAUUGGCCACAGAUGUGGGCACUGCUCCCGUCUCUCUCCUAAAGCAUUGUUCAACUAUUCUUCAAAUCGGUGGCAAUUUCCAGAAGAGAAUCAGUCUAUUGAUGCUGUUAUGCACGUGGUGUGCACACUGUCCAGCAGUUGUUUCUCAUUUCCUCAGUAUCCCCACAAACAUCCCAUACCUGACCUCUCAAGUGGGUCUCGUAGAGGGCGACGACCUCGAGAUUCUCAUACAAGGAAUCUGUGCUUUCCUUUUAGGAAUUUGUAUUCAUUUUAACGACAAUUCUGUGCCAAGUUUUACGAAAGAAGACUUGUGUCAACUGAUUGUCAAGAGAAUAGGUUUAGAGAUAUUUUUAGACAAAUUGGGCUCAAUAUCCAAGAAUGAGAGCUAUAGUCAAGCCGUACAAAGACCUCAACUUUCUUAUAGACGUACUGAAGACGUUCUCUUUGAUUAUGAAUUCUGUCGUCUCUUCAAAUCACUCGAAGGUCUUGUGAUAAAGGCCUCGCAAUCAAAGCCCAGCGAUUUAGUCAAUGGCCCCGAAUCUAAUAUGACGGCCGAUGAGCACCGACUCCUUAACCAAUACAAAGAAGUGAUUCGAGAACAGGACCAACAGUUGACUGUAAUUAGACGUGAGUUCUGUGUCUUAAAGGAAGAGCACAGCAGAGUAUUGAUGCAAAUGCAGGAGCAGUCGGCGCACAUCCAACAGCUUAAAGACCAAAACGCUUUACUAAAAGCACAAAAGAGCGCCAUUUCUCCGCUCAAUAUUAGCGCUAUUGACUCCUCAUUGCCAUCCGAUGCCAAUAGCAAUGAGUGUCAAGAAUUAAGACUUGAGAUCCAGAAUCUGUUGCAACAAAUUCAGACGCGAGACAACGAUAUUACAGCUCUCAGAAAUGAGUUGUCAGUCAAAGUACAAGAAUUGAAAACACGCGGUGCUAUAGAAUUACAAACUGAAAAUCAAAACCAAAACCAAAACCAAAAUGAAGGUCUUUUGAAUGAAAACAGAGAAUUGCAAGAAUUGGUAUCAAAGUUGAAGUCGGAUUUGGAUAUCAAUCAAUCAAAGAGUUCAUCAGAUAGUGAACUGUUAGCUGAGCGCCAGAAACUGGAAUCUGAGUUAGACUUUGUGCGCAAAGAACAGGAAGACCUACUGGUGCUGCUCACCGAUCAGGACUCUAAGCUCAGACACUAUAAGAGGCGACUGAAGGAAUUGGGACAAACUGUCGAAGACGACGACGACAACUAUGAUAUCGACGAUUCAGACCUUCAGUUGUAAACUGAAUACUAAUAAUAUUUAUUUAUAUAUAAUUCAAAUGCAU